ACCCAAAUGGAAGAUUAUUUAAUCAUCAGACUGAUCUUCGUCAACCAAACCCGGUUGCCUCUCUUUCUCUCUAAAAGCUUAGAAGCUCUAUCUCACGAAUUCUCCAGCAAAACCUGAUCGCCGGAAUUUAUUUACUUCGAUUACUUGCCGGCCAUGCGUAAUUCACUUGGUCGCACGUUCUUUCUUCUUCUUCUUCUGCUUCACUCGUUGGUGGUCAUGACUCUGGUCUCUGCUCAGGGAUCUAACAAGACCACUCUCUGGCCUACACUUAGCGGUAAUCCGCCUUUGGUCAUUGCACGCGGUGGGUUUUCAGGGCUAUUUCCUGAUUCUAGUUCAAUUGCCUAUGCCCUGGCACUUCAAGUUAGUGUACCCGAUGUACUCUUAUGGUGUGAUGUGCAAUUGACAAAGGAUGGAGCCGGGAUUUGUGUGCCGGAUACCAGGCUGGAAAAUGCCACGAACAUUGCGGAAGUUCUCAGAAACAAGAAUAAGGUUUACCUUUUCAAUGGAGUUCCAACCCGAGGAUGGUUUUCUGUGGAUUUCACCCUCAAUGAGCUAGCAAAUGUCUCCCUAACACAAGGAGUCUAUUCUCGAACUAAUAAGUUUGAUGGAAAUAGCUUGCAAAUUCUCACCGUUCAAGAUUUGGCUAAAACAACAAAACCACAACCAGGCAUAUGGUUGAACAUUCAGUAUGAUGCAUUCUUCAAGCAACACAAUUUGAGCAUGCGAAGCUUUGUUCUUUCUGUGUCGAGAAGUGUGGUAGUAGGCUAUAUUUCAUCACCAGAGGUGGGUUUCCUAAGAAGUAUUACGACACGAUUAAAUCCAAGAACCACAAAACUGGUCUUCAGGUUUCUAGGACAAGAUGAGCUUGAGCCUUCAACUAACCAGACGUAUGGUUCUCUGUUAAAGAAUCUUACGUUUAUCAAGACAUUUGCCUCUGGAAUUCUUGUUCCCAAGGCUUACAUAUGGCCUGUAGAUGGCAGUCUUUAUUUGCAACCUCAUACCUCUGUUGUCGUGGAUGCUCAUAAGGCAGGGCUAGAAGUUUUUGCAUCUGAUUUUGCAAAUGAUGUUCCUUUUAGCUUCAAUUACAGUUAUGAUCCAGUAUCUGAGUCGUUGUCUUUCAUUGACAAUGGUGACUUCUCUGUUGAUGGCAUGCUGACCGACUUCCCAAUUACUCCAUCGCAAGCUAGAGAUUGCUUUGCUCAUCAAGGCAAAAAUGCUUCAGCGCAAGCAAAGCCUUUGGUUAUCUCUAAAUGUGGAGCAAGUGGAGAUUACCCUGGUUGUACAGACUUGGCAUUUAUGCAAGCUAUUGCAGAUGGCGUAGAUGUACUUGACUGCCCUGUUCAAUUGUCGAAGGAUGGGACACCAUUUUGCUUAAGCUCAAUAAAUCUGAUUGAUAGUACACUAGUUGCUCAAUCAAGUUUCAUGAACCUUUUAACAAGUAUCCCAAAGAUUAAGACUGGCAGUGGAAUAUUUACCUUCAGCCUGACAUGGAGUCAGAUUCAAACCUUAACACCGGCAAUAGCAAACCCUUACAACAAUUAUAGAUUGUUCCGGAAUCCAAAGUUCAGAAAGGCUGGAAAGUUUCUUAAAUUGUCUGAAUUUUUGGCCAUGUCAAAGAAUGCAAGCUCUCUUACUGGUGUCUUGAUCAGCAUAGAACAUGCGGCCUACCUUGCAGAGGAGCAAAGAUUGAGUGUAACUGAUGCAGUCAUCGAUGCCUUGAGCAAAGCUGGUUAUGAUAACCAGACAUGCUUGAAAGUUAUGAUUCAGUCCAGUGAUAGCUCAGUUCUAAUGAAAAUCAAGGACCAAAAAAAUUAUGAGCGGGUGUACAAGGUUGACAAGAAUAUUCGUAAUGCUCUCAACUCAACCAUUAAGAACAUAAAGACGUUUGCUGAUUCUGUGGUUGUCAGCAAGAUGUCUGUCUUUCCUGAAAGACAGGCAUUCCUCACUGGUGCUACUGAUACUGUGUCAAAGCUACAAUCAUUUAGGCUCCCGGUGUAUGUAGAAACCUUCAGCAAUGAGUUUGUGUCUCAAGCAUGGGACUUCUUCUCAGAUGCAAACAUGGAGAUCAACUCAUUUGUCAUGGGGGCAAACGUUGAUGGUGUGAUCACUGACUUCCCUAAGACAGCUGCCAGAUACAAAAGGAAUCGCUGCUUAGGUUUGGGCAAUGAAACACCUUCUUACAUGACCUCUGUUCAGCCUCGCCAACUCAUGCAAAUCAUUAGUCAAGCCUAUAUGCCAACAGCUGAGGCUCCAUAUCCUGUCCUGACAAUUGCUGACGUGGCAGAGCCACCUUUGCCCUCUGUUUCAGCCAGAGCCGCAGCUUCCAGGCCAGGUGGUGGAUCUAGUAGCAUUAUCAAGUCAAGUAAAUGGGAUGAUUUGAUGAGCUGGAUAAAUAAAUUACUGUAAUAUGACUGAACCGAGUCAUAGGAUGAGAUAACUAUCAACUUCCCACAUAAAGAUGAACGUUUCUGC
Juglans microcarpa x Juglans regia is the source of this 2472-nucleotide messenger RNA. Its product is annotated as glycerophosphodiester phosphodiesterase GDPDL3-like. The coding region runs from base 154 to 2406 and encodes 750 amino acids. Gene Ontology annotation, molecular function: glycerophosphodiester phosphodiesterase activity. Lineage: Eukaryota; Viridiplantae; Streptophyta; Magnoliopsida; Fagales; Juglandaceae. The transcript is spliced from 10 exons. The record is from RefSeq and is a predicted model, not a curated record. Gene Ontology annotation, biological process: lipid metabolic process.